CGGAACAGUCGUUUGUCAACACCGCCGUGCCGCUGAGACUCCGGUGUCUGUCUGUGUCUUUGUGUGUGUCCUCACCUUUACUCUCUUUCGCCAGAAUGGCAGCAAACAAAGAGGAAUCCGACCCCGACGAUUUUCUCACCAACGAGGAAGAGCUGGAGAAGGCUUUGUGUGUGCUGGCUGGAAGCGACCCAGAAAACUGCUCCUAUUCCCGGGGCUAUGUGAAGAGACAGGCUGUGUUUGCCUGCAACACCUGCACUCCCAAUGCUGCAGAGCCUGCUGGGAUUUGUCUGGCCUGUGCCAAUAAAUGCCAUGAUGGACACGAUAUCUUUGAGCUGUAUACCAAAAGAAAUUUUCGUUGUGAUUGUGGGAACAGAAAGUUUCAGGAUUUCCAGUGCCAGCUGAAUACUGCCAAAGAUGAAGAAAACGUUAGAAAUCUUUACAAUCACAACUUCAACGGCUGCUACUGCACAUGUGACCGGCCGUACCCAGACACAGAUGAUCAGGACAAUGACGAGAUGAUUCAGUGUGUCGUCUGUGAGGACUGGUUUCAUAGCAGGCACCUGGGCUGCACUAUAGUGGAACCUGAGGAGUUGCAAGAAAUGGUAUGUGAGACCUGCAUGAACAAGGCUCCUUUCUUGUGGAUGUACGCCGCUCACUUUGCAGUGCCACCUGCGAUCAGUGUCCGUCAGGCCGAGGAAGAGGAAGAGGAAGAGGUCGAUGUCGAGGAGGGAGGAGAAAAGAACGAAUCUUCUGAGCCUAGUCAAAGUGGUGAACCAUCCACCAGUGUUGAGCACACAAAGCAGGAGGAAGCGGCAAACCGGAGUUCCCCUUGCAAACGGACUCACGAGCAAAUGACAGGCAGCCCUGGAAAGGCCAUGACCAAAACUGUGGCGUGCAAGCUGAAGGAGCUGCAGGCCCAGGGGCUGGAGAGGCCGAGACAGGGAGCAGUGUUCUGGCCUUACAGUUGGCGCUCCGAGCUCUGCACCUGCACAAGCUGCAAGAGAGCCUACGUAGCUGCUGAGGUGCAGUUUCUCAUGGAUCAGUCUGACACCGUUCUGGCCUAUGAGAACAAAGGCUUGGAUGAGCCGUUUGGGCAGCACCCCCUGAUGGCACUGACGAGCUCGAUGGACCGUGUACAGCAGCUGGAGGUCAUUUACGGUUUCAACGAGCUGACAACUUCGAUCACUGCAUUUUUAGACCAGUGUGUUGCUGAGGGAAAGACGGUCACAGUUGAAGCUGUACAUCAGUUCUUUGAGGAGCUGCGGGCAAGAAAACGACGCAGAACCAAUGCAGGAUACCAGUAAGAAGGAGGCCAUGCUGCUACUAUCCAUCAUAUGCCAGGUUCAUAUGGUGCUUUGAAUGAAUGAACAUGUCAUAUGGAAGAUGACCCUUUUAUCUCUGUUGAAUAAAGGGCUUUUUUGCUGCAACCAAUGUGAUCCUUAAGCUUGAACAAUUAGUGCAAAGAGUACUGAUUUCUAGUGAUUGUUGUAAAAUGCUACUACAAGGGUGAGGAUUGUGAGUUUUGGCAUUCAUUUUCAUGUUCAGUUGUUUUUAUUGAUUAUUAGGAAUGCCUUAACUUUGAAGCUCAUGAUGAAAGUUUGUUACUUGAAACAUUCAUUGAUGUUGAAUGCACAUUGAUGCAUCUUUAUGAACAAAAGAGAUCUUGUUUCAGCCCUAUACUUUAAAAAAAAAAAAGAAAAAAAAAAGAAGUCUAGCUGUGUGGUGGUGAUGAGAAUAUUUUACAUGAACAUGAUGCUGCCAUGUCAUUCCUGUGAACAUGUCCAGUCAUUUGGACUGGGCUACAUACCAGUGUGUUUACAUUGAGGUUUUUCCCUCUCAAGAUGUUUUUCUGGUGGUGACCAGAUAAGACCAAUGUGUUUGUAAAAGUGAAGUAAAAUCACUGUUGUAUGUGAAUUAAUGUUCAUAAUAAAGUUAUUACAUAUUUCUAGCGUGCAAACAACCCAAAUGAGAUCAAAUGAAUUCCAUAAUAUCAAACCAGUUUAUUUUGAGGAUGCACAAGUUGACCACUGUUAUGCACCUUUUGAGGUGACAGUAGAAAAAUAGAUUCAGUGAAACUAAAUGCAACUUAAUAUCAAUCUACAAACAUGUUUUCUAUGAUACCAUACAAGUACAAUGUACCUGUUAGAAUUCAACACAAGCAAUCACACAUUUCAGAUGGUUCAAUUUCCAAAGGUGCUAAAUAACACUAUGUACACAAAACGAGCUACAUGAGAUUUUAAAGAACUAUUUGAUGCAGGCUGGUAAGCUGGUAGAAAAGAGCUUGCAUAGACAUCAAAGUCACUUCUCCAAUAAAAGCCCAGCCGCAGGCGGGGGAAGGCACUGACUUCUCUACAGCAAAGAGCAAAACAAGGACUUUUAUUCAAUGGAACAUUGUCCUGGAAAAUAAAACAACUACCCAACAUGAACAUGGAGGAAUCUGGAGUUUUGCAUUUUUUCCCCAUGAAGCAACCUAGAUGGAAAAAUGAUUUUUCUGCUUG
Messenger RNA from Seriola dumerili (greater amberjack), 2498 nucleotides. RefSeq names its product putative E3 ubiquitin-protein ligase UBR7. Gene Ontology annotation, molecular function: zinc ion binding; ubiquitin protein ligase activity. The transcript is spliced from 11 exons. NCBI's taxonomy places the organism in Eukaryota, Metazoa, Chordata, Actinopteri, Carangiformes, Carangidae. The record is from RefSeq and is a predicted model, not a curated record. Gene Ontology annotation, cellular component: cytoplasm. Bases 96 to 1304 code for a protein of 402 amino acids.